AUUUUGUGUUUGAUUAUGAUUACUAUUAUAAAAAGCGAUUAUCAUCCCAAAAAAAAAACAAAAAAAAAUCAUAAAAAGUGUAUGAUUUAAUCACGCUAUAUGAAACGUCAUCGUUAAAUGCAUAGCUUGAACCAAAAAACACAAAGGUUGAAGAAAGAAAAGAAACUUUUUAUACGAGUGAGAGUGAGGUACAAUGUUGGGUGACGCCACAAACUGGGACGAAGAUGCAUACAGAGAAACCCUAUUGAAGGAAAGAGAGAUUCAAACACAAACCGUUUUCAGAACAGCUUGGGCUCCAUCUCAAUCUCAAACCCCUAAUCUCAACUCUCUCAUCGUUGCUUCCAGUGACGGUUCCAUCGCCUCUUACUCCAUCCCUUCUACCAUCUCUGCUUCCAAGCUCAAAAAUCCAUUUGGUUUUAUCAAUACUGAUGAGGAUAAUUUAUUGGCUGAGCCAGAUUGCUUCUUUCAAGGGCAUCAUGGACCUGCAUAUGAUGUCAAAUUCUAUGGUGAUGAUGAAAAUGCAUUGUUGCUGAGUUGUGGUGAUGAUGGGCGGAUUCGAGGAUGGAGAUGGAACGAACUUACAAGCUCAAAAUAUAAUAUUUCUUCAGAAGGAAAUGAUAUCAAGCCUAUCCUUGAUGUGGUAAAUCCUCAACAUAAAGGUCCUUGGGGUUCACUUUCACCUCUCCCUGAGAAUAAUGCUAUUGCCAUUAAUACUCAGGUGGGAUCUGUUUUUGCUGCGUCUGGCGAUUCUUGUGCAUAUUGCUGGGAUGUGGAAACUGGUAAAUUAAAAAUGGUAUUCAAGGGUCAUUCUGAUUACUUGCAUUGUAUUGAUGCCCGCAACUCAUCCAAUCAGAUCAUAACAGGUUCGGAGGACGGGACAACACGAAUUUGGGAUUGCAAAAGUGGAAAGUGUGUCCAAGUGAUUGAUCCAGCAAAACAUUUGAAGUUAAAAGGACCUGUUUCAUGGGUUGGCUCUGUUGCUUUAGAUGCAAGUGAGAGCUGGUUGGCAUGCAGUAGUGGACGUAAUAUAUCACUUUGGAACCUUCCUGCUUCAGAGUGCACAUUAAAUUUCUCCACACAAGCCUCUGUACAAGACAUGUUAUUUGACAAUAAUCAGAUUCUGACAGUUGGUGCAGAUCCUAUACUCAAUCGCUUUGACAUGAACGGUGUGAUCCUUUCACAAAUACCAUGUGCUCCUCCGUCAGCUUUUUCUAUCUCCUUACAUCCAGCAGGGGUUAUUGCUGUUGGAGGUUACGGAUGUCUUGUGGAUGUUAUCUCGCAAUUUGGCAGCCACAUGUGUACAUUUCAUUGCCAAUGUCUUUAGCAUAGUUCGCAAUAUAGUCUGAAAAUUCUGACGUGCGGAGUCAAGAGCCAAAAGCCCAAGUUUUCCCACUCAAUGUAUAACAAGAUCAUAUGGAUUUAUAAUGAUUUUGUGGGUUGCUGGUAGAUAGUAUAUAGUUAUUUAUUUUCCUAAGGUUGUAUUUAAGGCAUGCAUGCAGUUAAAAAACAGUGUAUCCAAUAUGCAGAUUUCUAUUUAUUUUUUAAAAUUAUAAAAAUUUACAUGACAAUGGCCCGGCCAACCAUUUCACUCUGA
Molecule: messenger RNA, 1594 nt
Organism: Trifolium pratense (red clover)
Lineage: Eukaryota; Viridiplantae; Streptophyta; Magnoliopsida; Fabales; Fabaceae
Product: THO complex subunit 6
Exons: 13
Coding region: 194-1324 (376 amino acids)
Biological process (GO): mRNA export from nucleus
Cellular component (GO): transcription export complex; THO complex
Molecular function (GO): protein binding
Source: RefSeq, a predicted model, not a curated record